Molecule: messenger RNA, 914 nt
Organism: Mesoplodon densirostris (Blainville's beaked whale)
Lineage: Eukaryota; Metazoa; Chordata; Mammalia; Artiodactyla; Ziphiidae
Product: transmembrane emp24 domain-containing protein 2-like
Exons: 1
Coding region: 31-636 (201 amino acids)
Biological process (GO): intracellular protein transport; Golgi organization; endoplasmic reticulum to Golgi vesicle-mediated transport
Cellular component (GO): COPII-coated ER to Golgi transport vesicle; endoplasmic reticulum; endoplasmic reticulum-Golgi intermediate compartment
Source: RefSeq, a predicted model, not a curated record
CCCGGUCCUGGCUUCGGCCCCAGACCGACCAUGGUGACGCUCGCUGAGCUGCUGAUGCUCCUGGCCGCCCUCCUGGCCACGGCCUCGGGCUACUUCGUCAGCAUCGACGCGCAUGCCGAGGAGUGCUUCUUCGAGCGGGUCACCUCGGGCACCAAGAUGGGCCUCAUCUUCGAGGUGGCCGAGGGCGGCUUCCCGGACAUCGAUGUGGAGAUUACAGGGCCUGAUAAUAAAGGAAUUUAUAAAGGAGACCGGGAGUCCAGUGGGAAAUACACAUUUGCUGCUCACAUGGAUGGAACAUAUAAGUUUUGUUUUAGCAAUAGGAUGUCCACCAUGACUCCAAAGAUAGUGAUGCUCACCACUGAUACUGGGGAGGCCCCCAAAGGACAAGACAUGGAAACAGAAGCUCACCAGAACGAGUUAGAAGAAAUGAUUAAUGAGCUCACAGGGGCGAUGACAGCUGUAAAGCAUGAACAGGAAUACAUGGAAGUUCGGGAGAGAAUACACAGAGCAAUUAAUGACAACACAAACAGCAGAGUGGUCCUUUGGUCCUUCUUUGAAGCUCUUGUUCUAGUUGCCAUGACAUUGGGACAGAUCUACUACCUGAAGAGAUUUUUUGAAGUCCGGAGGGUUGUUUAAAAAGCCUUUUCCUGAUGAUCUGAAACUCAUAAUUCACUGUUUACCAAACAUCUUGGUCAUAAUAAUGUCAUUAGUUUCUACGUUUUUAUUUUCUAAACUGUACAUUCACAGCUUCUGUUUCUUUGUGAUUAAUAGAUAUUGGGGGAAACACUUUUUUAGGAAAGUUAUAGUGAAAAUUUGACACGUGAUUGGCAUGAUUUCAUAUUUCAGUUCUUUCUCCAUAUACAGGUCCUUCCAGAACUCAAACACUGUAAGUGGACUAUAGGUGUAUAGUCCUU